UGGCGCAGAAGAGCUUUGAAGAUGGCCGCCAGAUUCGGAAUUUUAUUUCCUCUGCAGUGACACAAAUAAUUAGAUAGUUCGUUUAACGAUCACGAUUUAUAGUGGUGAAUUAAUCCACCAUGAAUAGGCUUCUAUCUCAUGCGGUCGGCCAUCUCUCUGGGAAAUUUAGAACAGCAACCGACGCCGAGAAAAGGCGAUUCAUGAUGGUUUUUCGUGAUUGUGACACCGGCAGCAACGGGUAUCUGAGCAGAGAGGAUCUGAAAAUGGCUGUAGUGACACUGUUUGGUUACAAACCAUCCAAAUAUGAGGCUGAUCAGAUGAUGAAGGGAUGCGAAGGCAGUGAAGGCAUAACUGAGACCCAAUUCCUGAGCCUGAUGAGCUCCAAGCUGGCUGCACAGGACAGAGACGAGGAGAUCAGGCAAAUCUUCAUGACCUUUGACACGCACUGUCGUGGUUUCGUCACUGUAGAUGAUCUCCAUAGGGCAUUUAGUGAAGUGGCACCCCGUAUCCCAAGACAUAGGGUCGACACACUGUUUAAGGAGGUUGAUAGAGAUGGAGACGGGCGUGUCAGCUACAGAGAUUUUGAAUUCAUGAUGAAGUACAGUCUGGACGAUGGCUUCUGAAGACGAGUUGACGUCAUAGUCUGAUUGACAGAGGGUGAGAGUUGCACCAAGAAGAUGAGGUUGAAGGCAACACAGACUUAACAAUUUCCACUGAAGCUGGCAAAAGACGAGUGACAUUCAUGUCAGUGUGUGGGACCAUUGUGAUUUGGCAACAGUCCAACUCUUCGCUA
This is a messenger RNA of Patiria miniata (bat star), 793 nucleotides long. RefSeq names its product EF-hand calcium-binding domain-containing protein 11-like. Gene Ontology annotation, cellular component: cytoplasm. NCBI's taxonomy places the organism in Eukaryota, Metazoa, Echinodermata, Asteroidea, Valvatida, Asterinidae. The transcript is spliced from 7 exons. Gene Ontology annotation, molecular function: calcium ion binding. The record is from RefSeq and is a predicted model, not a curated record. Bases 120 to 623 code for a protein of 167 amino acids.